AAGAUUACAAAUAUAUUUUACUUGAUUAGGUAGGAAGGUGCCGAAUGCCAAAACCUAUAUAAAGGAAACUGGGAAACAGGGUGACAAAAGAAAGAAAGAAAGAAGAAAAGUUGGAUUGAAAGUGUUAGAAGAGAAUAAUGUCAGGAGUGAACAACAGGAGUGAGCUUUCUCCAUUGGAUCAAGGAAACAAGACUCUCACUCGGCGUGGGAGAUGGAGUCAAGAAGAACACAUGUUGUUUCUCUUGGGACUUGAGAUAUAUUCAAGGGGAGAUUGGAUAAACAUUGCAACAAACGUUGUUAAGACAAGAAGUCCAACUCAAGUGGCUAGUCAUGCCCAAAAGUAUUUUUGUCGUCAGGCCUCCAACAAUACAGGCAAAAGAAGAAGCAUUCAUGACAUUACCAUACAACACCCCAUCCCUCUCCAGAAUUUCCUUGCUUCUCCAAACACCAAUCUUGCAAUGCAUCACUCAUUCCCUCACCACAUCAAUCAACAGAAUCAGAGUUUUUCUUCAAAUCUUCCAAUGCAUCAUCUCUCAGUCCCUUACCACUUCAAUCACCAGACUCAGGUUUUUUGUUCAAAUCUUGCAAUGCAGCAGUUUCAUGAAAUUCCUCAUUCAGUCCCUCAGCACAUCAAUCAGCAGAAUCAGGUUGGUUCUUCAAAUCUUGCAAUGCAAGAGUUACUUGGAAGGCAUCUCUAUGUCCCUGACCACAUCAAUCACCAGAAUCAGGCUGUUUCUCCCAAUCUUGCAAUGCAACAGUUACAUGGAGUUCAGCAUUCAGUCCCUGGCUACAUCAAUCAGCAGAAUCAGGUUUCUUCUCCAAAUCUUGCAAUGCAACAGUUACAUGGAGUUCAGCAUUCAGUCCCUGACCACAUCAAUCAGAAGAAUCAGGUUUCUUCUCCAAAUCUUGCAAUGCAACAAUUACAUGGAAUUCAUCAUUCAGUCCCUGACCACAUCAAUCAGAAGAAUCAGGUUUCUUCUCCAAAUCUUGCAAUGCAACAAUUACAUGGAAUUCAUCAUUCAGUCCCUGACCACAUCAAUCAGCAGAAUCAGGUUUCUUCUCCAAAUCUUGCAAUGCAACAGUUACAUGGAGUUCAGCAUUCAGUCCCUGGCCACAUCAAUCAGCAGAAUCAGGUUGCUUCUCCAAAUCUUGCAAUGCAACAGUUACAUGGAGUUCAGCAUUCAGUCCCUGGCCACAUCAAUCAGCAGAAUCAGGUUUCUUCUCCAAAUCUUGCAAUGCAACAGUUACAUGGAGUUCAGCAUUCAGUCCCUGACCACAUCAAUCAGAAGAAUCAGGUUUCUUCUCCAAAUCUUGCAAUGCAACAGUUACAUGGAGUUCAGCAUUCAGUCCCUGGCCACAUCAAUCAGCAGAAUCAGGUUGCUUCUCCAAAUCUUGCAAUGCAACAGUUACAUGGAGUUCAGCAUUCAGUCCCUGGCCACAUCAAUCAGCAGAAUCAGGUUUAUUCUCCAAAUCUUGCAAUGCAACAGUUACAUGGAGUUCAGCAUUCAGUCCCUGAUCACAUCAAUCAGCAGAAUCAGGUUUCUUCUCCAAAUCUUGCAAUGCAACAAUUACAUGGAAUUCAUCAUUCAGUCCCUGACCACACCAACCAGCAACAUUAGGUUCCAUGCAAUUUUCUGUUGUUUAGUAUAAAAAGUCUUACGUAUCUUUUGUACAAUUUUUAAAAUAAUUUUUGAAUUUUAAUUUUGUUUUUGUUUACGGAAUCGGGAUGCUACUUGAGACUAUUUUUUUAUUUUUAAAUUUAUCAGCUUCUAUAUAAAUUGACGUCAAGGCUCAAUUAUAAUUU
This is a messenger RNA of Glycine soja, 1804 nucleotides long. RefSeq names its product putative mediator of RNA polymerase II transcription subunit 12. The transcript is spliced from 2 exons. Gene Ontology annotation, molecular function: DNA binding. Gene Ontology annotation, biological process: response to auxin; response to gibberellin; response to ethylene. Lineage: Eukaryota; Viridiplantae; Streptophyta; Magnoliopsida; Fabales; Fabaceae. The record is from RefSeq and is a predicted model, not a curated record. Bases 138 to 1619 code for a protein of 493 amino acids.